AUGCUCAACGCAAGGGUUCUCAAUUCUAUAAUCAACUGGCACCCAAUCACUGAGAACUGGCACCCAAUCACUGAGAACUGGCACCCAAUCACUGAGAACUGGCACCCAAUCACUGAGAACUGGCACCCAAUCACUGAGAACUGGCACCAAAUCACUGAGAACUGGCACCCAAUCACUGAGAACUGGCACCCAAUCAUUGAGAACUGGCACCCAAUCACUGAGAACUGCAACAUCAUCAACAUCAGCAACACAGCAACAUCAAAAAUACAGCAACAUCAUCAUCACAGCAACAUCAACAACACAGCAACAUCAACAGUACAACAACAUCAACAACAUAGCAACAUCAACAAAUUAGCAACAUCGACAACACAGCAACAUCAUCAACACAGCAACAUCAGCAACACAGCAACAUCAAAAAUACAGCAACAUCAUCAUCACAGCAACAUCAACAACACAGCAACAUCACAACAUCAACAACACAGCAACAUCAAAAACACAGCAGCAGCAACAGUACAACAAAAUCAACAACACAGCAACAUCAAAAAUACAGCAACAUCAUCAUCACAGCAACAUGAACAAUACAGCAACAUCAUCAUCACAGCAACAUCAACAAUACAACAACAACAACAGUACAGCAACACCAACAACACAGCAACAUCAACAACACAGCAGCAUCAACAACACAGCAACAUCAACAACACAGCAUCAUCAACAACACAGCAACAUCAACAAUACAACAUCAACAGUACAGCAACAUCAACAACACAGCAACAUAAACAACAUCAUCAUCACAGCAACAUCAUCAAUACAACAACAUCAACAGUACAGCAACAUCAACAAAUCAUCAACAUCGACAACACAGCAACAUCAACAAAUCAGCAACAUCAACAGUACAGUAACAUAAACAUUACAACAUCAACAUCACAGCAACAUCAACAACACAUCAACAUAAACAACACAGCAACAUCAACAGUUCAGUAA
Biomphalaria glabrata is the source of this 981-nucleotide messenger RNA. Its product is annotated as transcription factor mef2A-like. Lineage: Eukaryota; Metazoa; Mollusca; Gastropoda; Planorbidae. The coding region runs from base 1 to 981 and encodes 326 amino acids. The record is from RefSeq and is a predicted model, not a curated record. The transcript is spliced from 4 exons.